This is a messenger RNA of Nilaparvata lugens (brown planthopper), 3933 nucleotides long. RefSeq lists its product as uncharacterized. The transcript is spliced from 18 exons. The record is from RefSeq and is a predicted model, not a curated record. Lineage: Eukaryota; Metazoa; Arthropoda; Insecta; Hemiptera; Delphacidae. The coding region runs from base 229 to 3744 and encodes 1171 amino acids.
CUCAUUGCGAUUGGCAAUACUGAAGCGUCCUUUUGCAAUUUGUAUUUUCAUGAUAUCUUCAUGUUGAAACUUAAACUUAUUGACUGUGACUGUGAAGUGUGUGAAGUAUAACAGAACGUUCUAUGAAUGGUUGUAAAAGAACUGGGUUUUUAGGUUUCCUAUUUUCCUACCAACUACUGAAGCCCAGCUGUUAUCAUUAGACUUACUAACAUUGAUUGUCGGAACAGUAUGGAGGCCAACUUGGAACAUAUCGAUGAACUUAAAAAAGAAAUAGCCGAUAAUACUCGGACAAUCAAACUUCAUUUGGAGUGUUACAUGAAAAAGGCUUUAGACGCGGUAAGAAGUAACAGAAAGGUUCGAGAUACACUUGCGUUUAGAAAAGAAUAUUACAAGGCUAAGAAAUUGGUGGAAAAACUAAACAGUUACACGAAUGAGCUACUGCUGGACAUAAAGCAAGCAAAUUUACUUGAAAUCGAGAUUAUUACUGUUCCAUUUCUACCUGAAAUCGAUGAUGGAUUGCAAAUGCAGUUUGAAAUGGUUUUUCUUGAUGGAUCAAGUCCAUGGCAUUUCUGGCUCGGUCACACUCAGAAAGACACCGCUACAAAGCUCAACAAUCUUCUGAAAGAAAGAUUGACCAACUUGCAGCAACUGGAUGAAAGUCCCAAACCUGGUGACUAUGUCUUAUGUAAGCAUAACGAUACGCUUGUAAGAGGUUUUGUCCAGAUAAUACACGCUGAAAGCAGGUAUCUCAUUCUAAAUAUCGACACAGGAACUCCCAUAAUGACUAGAUUGAAAAGGCUGUUCAAAAUGGAUGCGGAAAUAAGCUUGAUUCCUCAGCAAGCUCUUAAAUGCACCCUCAUCGAGGAUUCCAAGGAUUCUUCACUUUGGACCAACGAGUUGAAGGAGCUGUUUUUAAAUUCAAUAAGACCGUGCAAAUUAACUGUAAGGAUAAUCGGAUACAACGAGGAAUAUCCUCCUCAUUUUCAAGUAGAAUUGAAAGCCCAAAAUAUUGAAAAAGACACUGGAAAUACAGUAGAUGUAGGAAAGUGGGUAACAGAUCGAAUUAAUCCAGCAUUGAAAAGUGGUAGGAGCUUGAGUCCUGUGUUGGAUAUGUUUUCCAUUCAAGAUGACAAAGAAGAUAAUAGCAGUAAUCCACUAUCACAAAAAAGCCAGGCUUCGCCUACCAUAGAACCACCACAUAACAUCAGAGAAGUGGAAUCUAUAACAGGCGAGAACAGACUAGAACAGAGCCCAGAAAUAGUUGCCGUUUCAACUCCUCCAGCAACGAUGAUUAAAGCUCCAACCUCGGCCGCUAAUUCCGAUGAAUAUCCGAGAAGAGACGACGAUACUGUCAUUCAAACAACUAAUGUGAUGUCGGUUAAUAAUCUUGCUUUGCCAUUACUUCAAAAUAUGAAUCUUAUGAAUCUAAUGAAUCUAAUGACGGGCUACCCUUCAAGUCCCGUCCUUCCAAAUGGGAUGCCAUUCGUGGGGUAUCCUUUUAAUAUGAACUGUCUAUUUCCACCACCGCCAAACCAAGCAUCCGGCUAUAUAGCUGCAAAUCAGUCACUUAGAAGUGCGAUUUCGCGUUCAACUUAUGCCUUACCACCACCGCCAAACCAAGCAUUCGGCUAUACGGCUGCAAAUCAGUCACUUGUAAGUGCGAUUUCGCGUUCCACUACAGACUUACCACCACCGCCAAACCAUGUAUCUGGCUAUCCGGCUGCAAAUCAGUCACUUGGAAGUGAAAAUUCGCGUUCGACUUAUGCCUUACCACCACCCCCAAACCAAGCAUCCGGCUAUACAGCUGCAAAUCAGUCACUUGUUAGUGCAAAUUCACGUUCAACUUAUGCCUUACCACCACCGCCAAACCAAGCAUCCGGUUAUCCGGCUGCAAAUCAGUCACUUGGAAGUGCGAUUUCGCGUUCCACUACAGACUUACCACUACCGCCAAACCAAGCAUUCGGCUAUACGGCUGCAAAUCAGUCACUUGGAAGUGCGAUUUCGCGUUCGCCUUAUGCCUUACCACCACCGCCAAACCAUGUAUCUGGCUAUCCGGCUGCAAAUCAGUCACUUGGAAGUGCUAUUCCGCGUUCGACUACAGACUUCAAACCAAAUCAAGCUGUUGAACAAAAUCAAGUACUUUUCAAUUCCAAAUUGAAAACACCUGUAGUGCAUGUACGUCCAAAUGAAGAAUUGCGUGCAAUUUGCACAUAUGUUGUAUCGCCUCAUGAGUUCUAUGUUCAACUAGACAAUGAGAACAAUGCCAAAGUAGCUGUGCUGCAGGUAGAACUUGAAAGGUUUUAUUCAAAUUGCAACCCAGUGGAUUGGAGAAUGAACCCAAGAUCAAAGUAUUGCGCCUGCAAAUAUAUUUGGUGUGUGGAUCGUCCCAGCGUGGGUCACCCAGCUCCUCACACUACCUGGUAUAGAGGUGAAGUCAUCUAUUUGAGAGGCAAAGAAGCAUUUGUAUACCUCGUGGAUUUCGGUGUAAAAGUAUUCAGGAAGAUCGAAGAUUUACGAAAUUUGAAUGAGCACUUUUUUCUCCUCGACAAAAUGGCUAAACUGUGCCAUCUUCAAAACGUACCAAAGAUUGAGGAUAAGAUCGAUUCAGAAGAUGUUGCCAACUACUUGACAUCUCUUCUUAUAACCAAAGAACCACUGAAAAUGACUGUUGUCAACAAUUCCAAUAGGAAUUCGUUGGAGGUUGUUGUCAAAAUUCAUGAUGAAUCAAUAAACGACAAAAUAAUCAAAUAUAUAGGCAUGAAAGCCCUCUCCAGAGAACAAAAUAAGUGGAACCCCACGGCAAGCAACUACUUUGCUGAAACUAACAGACUGGACCAUUUUAAUGACAAAAAGUUGAUGGCAACCUCUGGAUGCAUUCCCAUGGACGAGAAGACAAUCUGUAGCUUUUACAGAGAGACUGGUCGUUGUCCGAAGUUAGGAUGUCGACAAAUACAUAAACUCAUGGGUAAAGAUGUAUCUGCAGUUGUCAAGACUGAAACUUACACACGACGAAAAUUGCCAGGGGAGGGACGCAUUAUAAAGAUCAAAGUCCUACAAAACGGAUGUCUAUCACCUACACGGUUCUAUGGGCAUUGGGAGUUUAUCAAUGAUGCUGAAAAGAACCGGAAAAUUGUUCGUAGAUCAUAUGUCACGUAUAUGCAAAUAGACUACGAAUCUGUUGAGUAUUCUGGUGGUGAAGAUGAUGAAGGUGAAUCUUGUAAAGAAACGUUGCACACAUUAAUGACAGCAUUGAAUGAGCCGUACAACAUUCGCCACUACCAGCAUCUCAACGUAUUUCCACUGAUUGGUGAAUUGGUGAUUGCAAAAAAAAUUUCCAAAGUUGGAAGAUUUGUUUGGUUACGAGCCAAAGUGCGUGACGUACAACGGUUUGGCGAAAAAUCGUGUGAUGUAUUCCUAAUUGAUUUCGGGGAGACAAAUAGAAUUCCUCUCAGUGAUUUGCGUCGUAUGGAACCCAGAUUUCUACAUCUUCCUCCACAGGCUACUCAAUUUUGUAUAGCAGGAGUAGAAGAGUUAAAGGAGCAAUGGGGACCUAAUGAGUCACCGACAUCAAUCAUUUCCCAAUGGGAACACAAAAUUAUUUUUGGAACAGUUACCAAAAGAAAUGAAGACUAUGUGGAGGUUGAUUUGAAGGAUGAAAACGGUCAGAGUAUUCGUCAUAAACUUCACCAAACUGGGAAGUACCGUCUAGUAGCUAUCGACGUCGACAGUCAAAAGACGGGUUGAUUCUCACCGCUUCCAAUCAAGAAUUAGCCUGAGAAUUUUAUUCCCAACACUAAUUCUUGACAAUCAAUUUAACUUGACUUUUCAACUUUAAGGAAUUGACUAUUUAAAAAGAUGUAGAUAAAUAAAUUGGUUAAGAUUUUGUUUAAUUUUUCUAUCUUGAUAUUCAAUUUAAUAAAACGUUUGAUAAUA